AUGGAAGAACUUGACAACUUGCCCAUUGAAAACUGGACUGAGUCUAUGGUGAGCACCUGGUUGAGUUCCAUUGGAGUGAAAGAACAGUACAUUAAAAAACUUCAUGAUGAAGAGGUUGAUGGGCGAAUCCUUCUGGAACUCACUGAAGAAUUUUUGAAAAGAGAGACUGGAAUGAAAUCUGGGCCUGCUCUUUUAAUCAUUAAUAAAAGAAAUGAGUUAGUAAGCACAGUCCAAAAGAAGAAGAAAGCACAAAAUCGACAAGAAAUUUUAAACAAAGAACCAUCUGAAAGUAGUGACUGUGGAGCAAGUAGUCAGGAUUUAGGAAAAAAGUGUCUCAAAGAAGGAGUCAACAAAGACCAGUGUGCAAAUGUCUUGACCACAAAGAAAGACUGUAAGCCACGGCCAUUUGGAAAAGAGGGCAUUGAUUUCACGUAUUUCAAGCACAAUGUGUUGCAACCUGAGUCAGGAAUUAUUGAUUUUAUAACUCCUUGUCAUGAGUACAAGUCGUUUGCUAUUGCUGCAACAUUAGACCGCCAAAGGCUACAAGCAAAAUUUGCUAAAGAAGUCCUCAAAUUUGCCGCUGGUUGUAUGAACGUCCGAUCAAAUGGCACAAUACACUUUGGUGUGAUGGAUAGCAGAGAUGAUACUGGCUAUGUACACGGUGAAAUUAUUGGUAUUCCUGUUAUGGAAAAAGAUAUCUAUGUUGAUGCACUGGAUCACAUAGAAAGGAGUUUCUCUGGUUCUGACAGCGAGCAUGUACGACAGUGUGUGCGCCCACCUCAGUUUAUAGAGGUGGCUGACCUAAAUGCCACCACGACGUCUUAUGUUGUAGAGGUUGACAUUGUGCCUGCAGUAAGCAUUGUGAAGAAUCGGGUUUAUUCUGUCCGUCUACCUAACUUUAAAGAGAAGUCAAACAAGAUUGAACAUGAAAAGGAGACAAUCUAUCGAAGGGUUGGUUCCAAAACAGAACCAGUGAGUGAUCACAAUGAGUUCUACCAGCGAGUCGGCGACAGGGAUACACAAAGAGAAGCAGCAGAACAGUCCAGUGCUUUCAGAUCUCCAGGUCUGUGUCCAGACCUUGGAAGGAAACUCACAAUGCUUGUUACAAGUGGCAAAAAACUAAUUGAAAAGGAAAAAUGGUACAUACUUGUCACAAACAAAUUUCAAAAGGAAGAUUUGACCAGCAUUGACUUUUUAUUAAACUUGAAGAUCUUCUGUGUAUUUGACUUUGACCCAAAUUCAAAGUCAUCUGGAUUGUGUCAUGAAUACCUUCAACACCAUGCAGCAAACCUGCAUUUCAUGCAGAAUUACCAAAUUCCAAAUGGCAUGAGUGUCAGAGAUUUUGAGAGUCACCUUCAUUUGUUUGAACAAACCAGCUGGAUAUUUUGCAAUGGACGGAGUGAUUUCAAAGGCAAUGAAAGUUACUGUGAUGAAAUGACAUGGAUCCAAACCAAAACCACUCUCCUCAGGGACUGUGUGUCACUGAUCUGCAAGCAGAUCUUGCCAAAAGGGACCUUCCAAGUGAUCUUCUUGCUUACUUCUCCUGUUGACAAACCUAUCCUGCACACAUUCUAUGAGUUCUUCACUGAUAUGGAAGGUCAUGAAGAUAUCAUCUGCAUUUCAGAAUCUGAAGAGAACUUCCAAAAGUGGCAAAGCUUUGCUGAGGGCUCAUGUACCACUGAAAUAAUCAACCGUUCCAGUAUAGUUGGAAUGAAGAUGAGCCAUGUAAAUGCAACACUUCAGAGAAUCCAGCCUGUCACCACCCGGACCUCCAAACACCUGCCUGUCUUUGUUAAGGGAGAAUGCCGUUUUGAGAAACGUGAGGAGGAAAGGAUGUAUUCCUUGGAGAUCAUAAGUACUGACCACUGUGAUGAAACCAGUCCUGAGUUCAUUGAGAAUGAAAAAGAAAACAUCGAGAAACAUUUUUACCAUGGAGGAAAAGUGAGCUGGUUAAAUCUAUGGCUUGCAGAGAAGAAGUUUGCUGAAGAAAUUAUAAAAAGAGAGGCAUACCAAGAGGUCUCCAAACUCCUGAACAAUGUUGUGAAAAGUAAUGUAGACCAGUUAUCAGUUAGCAAUAUCAACAUAUACCACCAUCCUGGCAGUGGUGGCAGCACUGUUGCUAGACAGGUACUGUGGGACAACAGAAAGGAUUUAAGAUGUGCAGUUGUGAAACCAUCUUAUACUCCUACUAUUGUGGCAGAGCAUGCAGUUCAGUUGCGAGAGUAUGAAGAAAAAGACCCUCAGAAAUGUCUCCCCGUUCUCCUGCUGGUGGAGGACUCUGACAAGGAAUAUUUGGACGACUUGAGAAAUGAAUUAGAAGUUGCUGUAAACACCAAGAAGAUUGUACAAGGAACUCUAUGUUUCAUUUUGCUUAGUUGCAGACGAUCACACAAUCCAGAAAAAAUGAGCAAGGAGUCACCUUUACAGAACGUUUCCGUGACGCACAAACUUUCCCCAGAGGAGAAGAGGCAAUUUGCAGGAAAACGGAAGAAGCUUGAGCAACAGUAUCAACCAGAGUUCAUCUUGACGUUUGUUCUGAUGAGUGAAGAAUUUGAACAUCAGAAAAUUGCAGAAUACGUUGAGCAGUUUGUAAGACAUUUACUCCAAGGUAUUGAUCAUGAUUCUGUUGUCACCCGCCUCAUUCGUUACGUGGCAUUGCUCAAUACGUAUGUGCAGAAUUCCUUCCUUUCUCAGUCGCAUUGUGAAGCCUUGAUGGAACUACCCCUCCGCCUGUCUAGAUUUCGACAGCAUGCCUUUGAGGGAGCACUCAGUGAACACGCCAGGUUAGUCUUCAUACAUUUGAGAGAUGAAAGAACCUACAUUGAAUCCAUUAGAAUUAUUCACCCCUUAGUUGCAAAAGAAAUUCUUCAUCAGCUCUUAGGAAAAGAGCAGCAACACAGUCUAGCUAUGGCUCUUCUCCGUGAAAAUGUGCUAUUUGAGCACAGAUUUGGCAAAGAGGAUUACAUGAGGUUCUUGCGUGACUUGUUCAUGAGAAGAUGCAGAAUAAGCAAAGGUGAUGAAUCGGACAGUUUUUUCUCUCCCCUCAUUGAACAUGUUAGAGAGAAAGAGAGUCCAGAAAAAGCAAUAGAGCUUCUGAAGGAGGCACACAAACGAUUCAACAAGGAUGCCUUUUUUGCUCAACAACUUGCUCGUUUAAAUUACAAGUAUGAUAAAUUUGAAGAAGCAGAAUAUUGGGCAGAUAUCGCAGCAACAAAAAUGCCACAGAACUCCUACAUCCUAGACACCAAGGGUCAGGUAUAUAGGAGAUGGUUCCAAGCAAAAUGCAAAGCCUUGGAAAAAGUUUCCAAGACAGCAGAGAACACAGCAGGUGCUGUUGAAACAGCUCUCAAAGCUAUAGAGUGCUUCCAAGCAUGUGAAAAAGCAGCAGUUUCAGACAAAGAGACAAUGAACAACUCUGGAUUUUUCGGAGAAGUAGACGUAGGAUCUAACUUGUUAAAACUCAUUUCUUCACUGCAAGUGUUCUCAAACAGGCAUCCUGACUGCCUGAAAUACCUGCUCACUGACUACAUCCCAAAGGGGGUUCAGCAGCCAUGGGAAAAUUUCCAUUGCAAAUUGAAAAACCUUAAAAAUACAAUGCAUGUAGCCUUAGAGUGGAUAUCAGAGGACUUGAGUUAUUUCCAGACGGACCUGAAUGCAGAUGAGGAUGAGGUAGCUGAGAGUUGUGAGAUGACAAUAAGCAAUCCCAGACAUUGGCUUGUCACCAAGACCUCUGUAUAUGGAAAGUAUUUCAGUGAUGCCUGUCUCAGCACUGUCAAAUCCACAUCCAACCUAACACCUUUCAUGAAACGCAUGACAAUUCAUCGCCUCGGUGGAGGAAAUAUCACAUCAAUCUUCUCCCUGCUCACUGACCAGAAAGAUAAAGACCAAGCACUCAAAGUACUUAAGGAGAUUAUAUCAUUGUAUCCAAGUGACCCAGUGAAAGCUAAAUUGGAUCAGAUGGAUCUGGUCAAUUACAUAGCAUCUCACAUUGCACUAAGCUGCCUUUCAACUCAGUCGCCUGAACCGGUCGCUCUCAAAGAUCUGCAGAGACUUAGCCGUCAGUUUCCAAAAGAGAAGCAACAUUGCCUGUCAAGUGCCCUGUUCCUUCUCACCUUGCUAUUUUGGCCAGAAGAGAAUGACUCUGAGGAGGAAAAAGAGAGCAAAUAUGAAAUUGUUCUGUCUGCUGUUGAAUUCCUCAAACGCAGUUACUGGACCAAAAUGAAGGAUAUCCCUCAGAGGAAGAGACGGAUAUACACCCAUUUUUUCCUUGGUAAUGGAGCUGGAUUGGACAAAUUUGUCCACAAGAGCAAGAUGGAGACAAUGGCCAAGCUCCCCUCACUGUCAGAGAAACGAAUGAAGUGGUUCCGUGGGGAGGUAUGGAAGAUGCCACAAAUUGCAAAGCUACUCAAACCUGUUGCAGGUUGGACAGAAGAUGGGACAGUGUACCUUGAGGGCCCUCAGAGGAAGAAGUUCUACAUUCCUGCACUCUACUCACCCUCUGUACCCUUUGGCAAUGAAAAUAUCUUAUUCUACCUGGGUUUCACAUACAGAGGACCUGUGGCAUACAAUAUCACUGUAAAAAAGUAA
Messenger RNA from Chanos chanos (milkfish), 4587 nucleotides. RefSeq names its product sterile alpha motif domain containing 9 like (gene samd9l). The record is from RefSeq and is a predicted model, not a curated record. Lineage: Eukaryota; Metazoa; Chordata; Actinopteri; Gonorynchiformes; Chanidae. Gene Ontology annotation, molecular function: protein binding. The coding region runs from base 1 to 4587 and encodes 1528 amino acids. The transcript is spliced from 2 exons. Gene Ontology annotation, cellular component: cytoplasm.